Messenger RNA from Jatropha curcas, 1843 nucleotides. Its product is annotated as beta-glucosidase 12. The record is from RefSeq and is a predicted model, not a curated record. Lineage: Eukaryota; Viridiplantae; Streptophyta; Magnoliopsida; Malpighiales; Euphorbiaceae. Gene Ontology annotation, biological process: carbohydrate metabolic process. Gene Ontology annotation, molecular function: beta-glucosidase activity.
GAGAAAAGAAUAUGAAAUAGAAAAUUCAUGGCCACAAUUAACUUAAUCUUAUGUUGAAAAAGUAAAUUGGAUAAAAUAUAUUAUUUGUUCUAUGAGUCCCUCGACUCUAAAUAUAGAGAGGAGAAAUGAAAUGAGAGGGGGUAGUCUUGUGCAGCAAAUCAAAGAUGAGAAUCCAAAAGAAUCAAAACUACUUUUUGCUUAGCCUCCUACUUGUUCUUGGCUCAGUGACUAGCAAUGCAGUAUCUGUGGAAUCCAGAUACGAUACCGUUUCAUUUAAUCGUAGCAGUUUUCCAGUAGGUUUCCUUUUUGGAACAGCUUCAUCGUCUUACCAGUAUGAAGGUGCAGCGAAUGAAGGGGGCAGAGGACCAAGUAUUUGGGAUACUUACACGCACAGAUAUCCAGGUAAAAUAAAGGAUGGGAGCAAUGGAGAUGUGGCUAUCGAUGCAUAUCAUCGAUACAAGGAAGAUGUUGGGAUAAUGAAAGAGAUGGGCUUAGAUGCUUACAGAUUUUCUAUUUCAUGGUCUAGAAUUUUACCAAAAGGGAAGCUAAGUGGAGGAGUGAACAAAGAGGGAAUCAAAUACUACAACAACCUCAUCAAUGAGCUUUUAGCCAAUGGUAUUCAACCCUUCGUCACUCUCUUCCAUUGGGAUCUUCCUCAAACCUUGGAAGACGAAUAUGGUGGUUUUCUUAGCUCUAAGAUUGUGAAAGAUUUUGAAGAGUAUGCGGGUAUAUGCUUCGAAAACUUUGGAGACAGAGUGAAACAUUGGAUAACACUGAAUGAACCCUGGAGUUUGAGCAGUGGUGGAUAUGCAUUAGGCAUUUUAGCGCCGUUUAGAUGUUCAGAUUGGCAGAGAUUGAAUUGUACAGGCGGGGAUUCAGGAACUGAGCCCUAUAUUACAGCGCACAACCAGCUUCUUGCUCAUGCCGCUGCUGUUAAAUUGUACAAGACAAAGUAUCAGGCAACUCAGAAAGGCAUCAUCGGAAUUACCUUAGCGUCUAACUGGUUUGUGCCUUUCUCGAAAGCGAAGAAUCAACAAAAUGCUGCAAAACGAGCCCUCGAUUUCAUGUUUGGUUGGUUUAUGGAGCCAAUAACAUAUGGUGACUAUCCACACACACUAAGGUCUCUUGUCGGGAACCGAUUACCCAAAUUUACAGAAAAGCAAUCCGAAAUGCUAAAAGGGUCGAUCGAUUUUCUUGGGUUGAACUAUUAUACUGCUAAUUAUGCAGCCUAUGUUCCUUUUUCUAAUGCUAUUAAUGCUAGCUAUCUUUCUAAUGCUAUUAAUGCUAGCUAUUUAACUGACGUUCGUGCUAAACUUUCAUCUGAGCGUCGUGGGAUUCCAAUUGGUCCUAGGGCAGCUUCAGACUGGCUCUAUGUUUAUCCGAGAGGAAUUCGAGAUCUUUUGUACACGAAAGAGAAAUACAGGAAUCCCCUUAUUUAUAUAACUGAGAAUGGUAUUGACGAGUUCAAUAAUGGCACACUAACACUAGAAGAACAGCUGGUUGAUCAUAUGAGAAUCGAUUACUACUAUCGCCAUCUUUCUUUCCUUAGAAAAGCAAUCGAAGAUGGUGUGAAUGUGAAGGGAUAUUUUGCAUGGUCAUUACUGGAUAAUUUCGAAUGGAGUUCAGGUUAUACUGUGCGAUUUGGCAUCAACUACGUAGAUUAUAAAAAUGGGUUGAAAAGAUAUCCCAAGCUUUCUGCUCGCUGGUUCAAGAAGUUUCUCAGGAAAUAGAGCAUUUCUAUGUAUAAUGUUUUUUUUACUCCUUCCGUUUCAUUUUGUUUGCAUGGUUUGACAAUACCCGCAUAUUAAGAAUUUAGUCGAUAAAAGUUAUUUUGCUUUUUUUA